Molecule: messenger RNA, 795 nt
Organism: Sinocyclocheilus anshuiensis
Lineage: Eukaryota; Metazoa; Chordata; Actinopteri; Cypriniformes; Cyprinidae
Product: probable ATP-dependent RNA helicase DDX23
Exons: 4
Coding region: 1-549 (182 amino acids)
Source: RefSeq, a predicted model, not a curated record
AUGACUUUAAUACUCGGUUAUAAAGUGUUGCUUUUUCCUCCCAGGAGCACUUCUCCUAAAUCCAAGGAUUUGAAAAUAAAGAGGGAGAAGGAUGUGAAAAAAGAGGAAGAGGAGGAAAAUGAGAAGAAAGAGAAGGUGCAGCCUCUUUCUCUUGAAGAGCUGCUUGCUAAGAAGAAAGUAGAAGAAGAGGCAGAAUCUAAGCCCAAGUUCUUGUCUAAAGCAGAGCGGGAAGCUGAGGCCAUCAAACGGAGGGAGCAGCAGACAGAGGAUCGCCGCAAACAAGUGGACGAGGAGAGGAAGAAACGAAGAAUAUUUCAGGACAUCGGCAGGAAGAUGCUAGAGGAUCCUCAGGAGAGAGAAUGGCGGGAAAGAAGGGAGCGGAUGGAAAGAGAGAACAAUGGGAAUGAUGAAGAUGAUGGGCGUCAGAAAAUUAGAGAAGAAAAAGACAAAGGAAAAGAGCUGCAGGCCAUAAAGGUGAAGAGUCCUUCAUUGUCUUCACUUACUCAGCUGGAGAAAAGACUAACCACUUUAGAUCAAUAUCUUGGCUGAGAGUAAUCGUUACAAAAAAUAAAUUGGUAUUAAACAUUUCAUUCAUUGCCAAACAUCGAGGGUAUAGGAAAAAAACAUGAACAUUUUUAGAGUACACAGAAUUUCACAAUUUCAUGAACAGAUACAGAAUCACAUUGAUUAGCAGUUAGCAAAAUGUGUCAAGCAGAAAAGUUAACCUGUUAACCUACAGUGGAGCACCAGUGAUCCAUAUAUAUGUACAUAUAUACAUUAGGGCUGUCAGUUGAU